Chaetura pelagica (chimney swift) is the source of this 1179-nucleotide messenger RNA. It is a transcript of the gene CLIC5, whose product is annotated as chloride intracellular channel 5. Bases 1 to 1179 code for a protein of 392 amino acids. The transcript is spliced from 6 exons. NCBI's taxonomy places the organism in Eukaryota, Metazoa, Chordata, Aves, Apodiformes, Apodidae. The record is from RefSeq and is a predicted model, not a curated record.
AUGGAAGAUCAGGCCUUUACCAAUGUUUAUCAAAAUGUUAACAACACCAAUAUCUAUGAGAUUCCAGACUCUGAGGAAGACAAAGGGGAUAAUCUUUAUGAUCAUGUCCAUGAAGAUCUGGUAUCUCCUUAUUCCAUCACUACUAUCCCAGAGAGCAUGGAUAGUAGCCAAGAGGGCUCAGAAGAUAGCUGCAGUAAUUCUGUGGCCUCUCUGCAUGGGCCUGAUGGGGUGGAUGGUUCUUCAUCUCACCAUGAUGUUGAAGAAGACCACCUAUACCAGGAUGUGGAUCUAAUUAAUCCAACUGUGGAAGAUAAACAAGUAGACAGCAUGUUUGAGAGCAGCAUGCAUCUUCCUCCGGAUUUCCAGUUGCGUCGGACCCAGUACACUUCUUCCAACUAUUCCACUUCCUUCAAAUUUCCCCAUAACAAUAACUUUGGAGAAACUGACAACUUUCAGAAAGACUGUGAGAUUUCCCUGUUUGUCAAGGCUGGUAUAGAUGGAGAAAGCAUUGGGAACUGCCCGUUCUCCCAGCGUCUCUUCAUGAUCCUCUGGCUCAAAGGAGUUGUGUUCAAUGUCACCACUGUUGACCUGAAAAGAAAGCCAGCUGACCUACACAAUCUAGCUCCUGGGACCCACCCACCUUUCUUGACUUUUAAUGGAGAAGUCAAGACAGAUGUUAACAAGAUUGAGGAAUUCUUGGAAGAGACUCUUGCACCUCCAAAGUACCCCAAGCUGGCUGCUAAGCACCGGGAAUCUAACACUGCUGGCAUCGAUAUCUUCUCCAAAUUUUCUGCAUACAUCAAAAAUACCAAGCAGCAGGAUAAUGCUGCUCUUGAAAGAGGCCUGGUGAAGGCUUUGAAGAAGCUGGAUGACUAUCUGAGAACCCCUCUGCCAGAGGAGAUUGAUGCAGACAGCACUGAAGAGGAGAAAGUGUCUAAACGCAAGUUUCUGGACGGGGAUGACCUGACACUUGCUGACUGCAACCUUCUGCCCAAACUCCAUGUUGUCAAGAUUGUUACAAAGAAAUACCGGAACUUUGAGUUCCCAACAGAGAUGAUGGGGCUGUGGAGGUACCUGAAGAACGCCUAUGCCAGGGAUGAGUUCACCAACACCUGUGCAGCAGACAAAGAAAUUGAACAAGCCUAUGCAGACGUGGCCAAGCGACUCAGCAAGUCCUAA